Molecule: messenger RNA, 1382 nt
Organism: Phascolarctos cinereus (koala)
Lineage: Eukaryota; Metazoa; Chordata; Mammalia; Diprotodontia; Phascolarctidae
Gene: TRAT1
Product: T cell receptor associated transmembrane adaptor 1
Biological process (GO): negative regulation of receptor recycling; positive regulation of T cell receptor signaling pathway
Cellular component (GO): T cell receptor complex
Source: RefSeq, a predicted model, not a curated record
CUAUAAGCUCUUGGUCAGAUAGGAGCAAUUAAAUCAGGAGGAACCUUGAUGGAUUCAGCAAAAUCCUGGCAUUGUCAGCAUCAGACAGAGGGAGAAGAAACUCAGAGAAGAAUUCAACUGCCCAUCGAGUGAUCUAAAGAAAUUUUGAUGUAUAAGCCCACUGAGUUCCUCCUAGAGCAGCCUGUGUCUUAGUUGAAUGAUUUCUUUCUUUGUUGGAUUCAUGUUAUUGAUGAAGAUCAAACAGCCAAAAUUUAAAAAGGCCUGUGGAGUUUUCUUCUCCUGUUACAAAACAAAAGAGGGGCCCUCUAGUCAUAUAUUUCAACUGAAAAAGCCUCUAUCACCACAUUUCCUGUUUGCAACUGAACCAAGUGCACACAAAGGAUUUUAAGAAACAGGCAUGAAAAAUUGAGUUUCAGAUGAAGAUCAGGCACAUUGCAUUGUUAUUUGUAGUGCUAGGGAGAAGUAUCAUUUAGCAGAAAGCUAUUUGUGGGCAUUUAUUUCUUUUAACUGCUUAUAUUUUACUUAUGGGGGUAAACAAAUCUGUCUGAGAAAACAAGGAUGUCAGGAAAUGAUCCAUGUCCCAUCUUUGUUUGGGGACUUUUAGCCUUCUUGGGUUUGUCACUCAUCAUGUCCUUAAUCUUCAAUGUUUCCUACUGGGUGGAAAAGCAGCGACAAGGUAAAACCUAUGAUUACACUGAUGACUACAUUCCAAGAGGAGAUGAGUAUUACAUUGAAGAUGCACCAAUUUAUGGCAAUGUUGAUAAUGUGCUUUCUGGACCUACAGAUGAAAGCUGCUAUGAACAAAUGAAAGCCCGGCCCGAGAGAGCCGUAAAUGAAAAGCAGGAGUGCUCCCCUACGCAGGCAGAAGCUGACACACACAUGUGCUAUGCCUCACUGGAUCACAGCAUCAAGGGGAAACGCAGAAAGCCGAAAUCUCACUUUUCACACAAGGAUGAAAAUGAGAAAUUACAUGCAGUGGAUACCAGACUACCUAAAAACAAUUCAGUUCCCAGUUUCAGAGAAGAAAGAGAUGUGUUGGAGGAGAACAUUCAUGAUGAUCCCAUUAGACUAUUUGGUUUGAUUCAUGCAAAGAAAGAACAGAUAAGUAUGCAAGACUAUGAUCCAGCUUAGUGAAUGGAUGAUUUUUGCAACAACAACACCCACGUCAUGUCAUGAUAUAACUUUAAAGCAAGGGAAUAACGUUGGAGAGUUACAUGUUGAUCAGCUGCUUACUAGAAGUUCAACUUACCUCUGCUUCAGACACCAAUUUGCCUCUCUGGCUGAUAUUAAUUUAAAAAAAAUCUGUAUUAACACAUGGCAUAAAUAUUGCUUAUAGUAAUGAAAUAAUGAAUAUGCAUAUUAAACAUGAUCAUUGAAUUGAA